AUGAGCACCGCUGCUGACGAUGGGAAGUGGGACGUGGAGGACAGCCUGCGGCCGCGACGCGCCAACCGCGGCAACUUGAUGCAGGAGCUCCUUGAGAAGGGGCUCAACUCGGAGGAGGAGAACCUGUUGAACGACCUCAGCGAGGCCACGACUGACAGCGCCUUCAGCAGCAGCGGGGAGGAGGCGAUGGACGAGAUUGACAGCGACUUCUCUGAAGAGGAGGUGGAGGGCGUGUUGCACGACGCGGAGGUGACGACGGAGGCGAUGCUCCAGCAGGAGGAGCGGCAGGAGCGGCAGAAGGAGCGUCAGCGUGCACUGCGGCGCAUGGGACAGAACGUGCCGCAUCGCAAAGGCGCCGCCGCAACAGACGCACCGAAGGCUGCAACUCUCCGGUUGCGACCGCUGUCAACAAUACCGCGGGAGGAGCGGCUACGAAGGGCGCAUAAACGAGCGCGGGAAGUUCGUGUAGCGGCGGCGGCGGGGGAACACGACACGGCGGGUGCGAUGCUGAUAACCUCGGCGGGAGGCGUGUCGGCGUACAACGUAGGCAAGUCUAUGGAAAAACGCCGACGUAUUCAUGGCAAUCGUGCACGGCCUGUGGACCCCGUGCCGGAGGCUGAAGAGGGAGAGGAGGUGUCGCAGCGCAUCUGCUACACAAGCAGCAGGGGUGUUUUGGAGAAGUUUGGUGUGCCGGUGGUGAUAUCCUUCUCCACCUGUUUGCCACGGCUGUUUCAGAGCAGAAACGUAAAGUGA
Molecule: messenger RNA, 753 nt
Organism: Trypanosoma rangeli
Lineage: Eukaryota; Euglenozoa; Kinetoplastea; Trypanosomatida; Trypanosomatidae
Exons: 1
Coding region: 1-753 (250 amino acids)
Source: RefSeq, a predicted model, not a curated record